Molecule: messenger RNA, 1716 nt
Organism: Mercurialis annua (annual mercury)
Lineage: Eukaryota; Viridiplantae; Streptophyta; Magnoliopsida; Malpighiales; Euphorbiaceae
Product: zinc finger protein CONSTANS-LIKE 16
Exons: 2
Coding region: 269-1630 (453 amino acids)
Biological process (GO): regulation of DNA-templated transcription
Cellular component (GO): nucleus
Molecular function (GO): zinc ion binding; protein binding
Source: RefSeq, a predicted model, not a curated record
AAAAUUCUCCCAUAACUUAAAUUAGACUGUAAAAGGCCUCUUUGUGGGUCAUCCCUUCUAUAUACUCUUAUAUCAUUGCCACACUCAUUUCCUUAGCUCUAAAACAUCAACAAAUUAUUAUGAAACUGAAAUUUUCUAACUCAUUCACUGCCCACUUUAGUUUCUUGCUUUAGUUUUUGAGUUUUCUUGAACUCAUUUCUCAUUUUCUUUUCUUGUUUUAGGGUUUUCUUGAUUUUUUUAGGGUUUCAGUUUUGUUUCUUGAUUAACAAUGAUUGUAAACAAAAAUGUAGCCAACGCCGUCGGUGGCAAAACGGCGAGAGCUUGCGAUAGCUGUAUACGAAAGCGCGCUCGGUGGUACUGUGCUGCUGAUGAUGCUUUUCUAUGCCAAUCUUGCGAUUUAUCUGUUCAUUCAGCUAAUCCGUUAGCUCGGAGACAUGAACGAGUUCGUUUAAAGAUUGCUUCUCUUAAAUCUUUAAACGUAUCUUCGAAAGAAAAUUCCACUUCAGUGCCUUCUUGGCAUCGAGGAUUCACCCGAAAAGCAAGAACGCCGCGAAAUCACGGGAAUAAAUCUCUAUUUUCGCUCUCUAAAAUCGAAGAAAAAUUAAAGGACUCACUUCCAAUCGUGCCGGAAGUGGGCUCGGAUGAUCAGAAUUCUCAGGAAGAUAAUAAUGAAGAAGAACAGUUGCUUUAUAGGGUUCCGAUAUUCGACCCUUUUGUCGCUGAAUUAUGCAGUAAUUCAAGAAUUACUGUCUCAAAUGAAGAAAAACUGAAUUAUUCAGCUGGUACUGUUGCUCCUGCUGAUGAUAAUAAUGAUGGAGCUGAAUCAAAGGGUUGUUAUAAUUUGCAAGGAUUUCUCCCAUCGGAGAUGGAUCUUGCUGAGUUUGCUGCGGACGUCGAGAGUUUGCUUGGUAGAGGUCUUGAAAACGAAUCUUUUGGAAUGGAAGAUUUAGGGCUUGUGGAUUGUAAAGAAAUUUGUAGUAGUAAUAAUGAAGAAUUUGAAGGAAAAGUGAAGCUUGAGGACGAAGUAAUUAGAGAAUGUGAUCAUGUCGACAACAUGGAGAUUGACUUGGAAAAAGAAGCUCCGUUUGAGUUGAGCUUUGAUUAUGAUUCUGCUACUUGUGGAGAGGAAGAUGAUCGGAAAAUCGGGACCGAUGAGAUGGAGUUAAAGAAUAUCGAUUAUGGAGACUAUGAAGAUGAUGGUGAAAAUAAGAAGAGUAGUAAUAUUAAGAAGAAGAGAAGAAAAAUUCUGUUGAAUUUGGAUUAUGAAGCUGUAAUGACAGCUUGGGCAAGCCAAGGAACUUCUCCUUGGACUAAUGGACACCGGCCGGAUAUCAAUCCCGAUGAGUGUUGGUCGGACUACACGGAGAUUUAUGGGGUUGAAUAUCAAAAUCCGUAUGGAGAUUUAAAUUGUCUAGGCGGAGGAGGAGGGGGCGGAAACCCGGCAAUGGCGGGUGGAGGCCGAGAGGCACGGGUUUCUAGGUAUAGGGAAAAGAGAAGAACAAGAUUGUUUUCGAAGAAAAUAAGAUACGAGGUGAGGAAAUUGAAUGCAGAGAAAAGGCCCAGAAUGAAAGGCAGAUUUGUAAAGAGGACACCCUUUUCAGGAGCUGCUUUUCCUAUACAUACCAAAUAAAUUUUAACUGCUAAAUUUUGCAAAUUAGCUUUUGUACCUAGCAGCUUAUAAUUCAAUUUAAAUCUAUUAAUUAGGCCUUUUAGUUA